Messenger RNA from Penicillium odoratum, 2625 nucleotides. RefSeq names its product aldehyde dehydrogenase family protein. Bases 1 to 2625 code for a protein of 874 amino acids. Lineage: Eukaryota; Fungi; Ascomycota; Eurotiomycetes; Eurotiales; Aspergillaceae. Gene Ontology annotation, molecular function: aldehyde dehydrogenase (NAD+) activity. The transcript is spliced from 3 exons. The record is from RefSeq and is a predicted model, not a curated record.
AUGAGGAAAUGGAAACAGUCGGCCUACGGGCUUGUGCCAGUCGAGGAACAGCAGUCGGAUUCGAGUCCAGCUGGAGACUUUCCUUUGCAUCUCUAUCAUAGAACAGUUAAACAGCCUGUGACGAGCCUCGAGAGGCCGACAAAACCUCCACCACAGCCUCUUGAGGCCUCGUGGCUGGUUAAGGGUCUACGUCUCGCAUUCGAUUUGACUGUGGGAUCUGUGGCCUUGCUCUUCGCUAUAUUCGGUAUCUGGGUUUAUCAAAUUGAUGGAAGCCCAGCUGGUCCAGGGUCCACCGGCUCAAAACUUUUUAAGGUCUCUCAAUAUGCACCCACCAUCUUCCCGGUCCUAUUUGCUGCUAUCGCGGGCAGUUUUAUGAGCAGUAUUGCCGCUUGGCGCAUCCAAACAAGUCGAGGGGCGAGUAUAGGGCUGGUGGAACAUUGUCUAGGCAGUCAGACUCUCUCAGGGGCAUUCCUAACACCGAUAAGGCUACGAGCCUUCAGUCUUUUCACCGUCGCCACAAUUUUUCUAUGGAUCUUAUCUCCAUUGGGCAGCCAGGCAGCUCUUAGGGUAGUUUCCAUCGUGACUAGCGACUCAAGUAGCCCCAAGCACCUGGCUACUAUGAACACUUUCACUGAGUACCAAUACGGCUAUGCUGAAGGGGUUUCGGAGGCCCUAACAACGGUGGCAAACCCUGUCAUCGCUGCCAUAUCGGCGGCCUCACUUCUUGGAACCCGAAAUCAAGAUCUAUGGGGUAACAUCCGUUUUCCCAUGAUUCAGAAUCUCAAUAAUACAAGCGAUGGCUGGACGGAUGUGCCCCAGAACAACAAUUUGACAUACGCCUCGCUUAUCGGCACACCAGUCAGUGUUUUGCCUAGUUCAGGCCAAACGGCCUUUACCCUUCCAGGCUCUUAUCUAUCAAUAUCUUGUCCGAUUUUGGGUAUAUCAAGCCAGACCGGAUUUACCAAUUAUUCAAGCCCAGGCACCCCUGCUCCUGAUAACUGGAACGACUGCACCUGGUCGAGCUCCACUGGUGGCUCUCAGUACCAGAUCGCUAUUUCAAAACCAUGUUCUGGAUAUAAUGUAUCGAUGGAUCAGGGAGAUCGUAAUGCCCGAUUACUCGUAUGGGAAUCUUCAGGAAGUUAUGCCAAAUGCAGCCUCACCACGUUAUAUGUCGACAUCAACGUGACAUGCACCGAGAGUGUGUCCGGAAGUUCAUCCACGAGCACCUGCAACAUAUUUUCUGCUCGCCGCUCGCUCACGCCUCAGUUUAAAAUCAACUGGACCGUUCUUGACAUUGGCACUGGUUCCGUCGAUGCUGGUUCUGUCCUGAAAAUUUUAACCGGCUUGUUUCCUGACGCCCAAUUAUCUGGCGGCCAACAACCGGUUCUGGUUUAUUUUACCAAUCCAUAUCAUGCUGUGGGAGACUUUGAUACACCCGAGCCAAUUUACAAUGUUGGUCGCAAGGUGUUCGAGACCCGUCUGGCUCAGCUUCUCAACUCAGUGCUCUACAUGGGGAUCAGCCCAUCUGCAUUCACAGGCUCUUUCAAUUCUUCGGGUAUUCUCCCGGGAGGCAGCGUCCUCAAAAUUGCAGCGACCACCACCCUUCAGCAAGAAGUCGUCCAGUGUAACCUGGCUUGGCUUGGUGUGCUCGUUGUUGCGUCUUUGACUAUUUUUGUUUGCGCACUAAUCGGCGCAUUUCUGCGCAUUACAAGGUUUAGCCCCGAUGUUCUGGGGUCAAUAUCGGUUGCCCUUUUGCAUAACAAAAUUAGGGGAAUAGCUGGGUCCUCUACGUGGUCCUCUGAUGAGUGGGCGAGGAAAUUAAGAGACACGAAACUUUAUCUUGGAGAUAUUGAGCCUGGGGCUGAGGUUGGUUGUAUUGCCCUAGCGACCUCUGUGCAGGAUGCGACCAAUCUCAAGCGUGUGACCUUGGAAUUGGGUGGAAAAUCACCGGCUGUUGUGUUUGAUGACUGCAAUCUGGAUAAUGCUGUGGAAUGGUGCGUCAAUGCAAUCGCGAGAAAUACCGGUCAGGUGUGCUUUGCUGCAUCCAGGGUGUAUGUUCAGGAGGGGAUCAUCGAUCAAUUCACGCAGAAAUACAAGGCCGCUCUAGAGGAACGCGCUAAGACUAUCGGUGGCCCUGACAGCGAUGAAACACAAAUUGGUCCGCUGGUGGAUGAGGCCCAGUUCCAGCGCGUCACCGGGUUCAUUGAGCGUGGCGCUCAACAAGGAACUCUGUUGACUGGUGGAAAACGUGUUGGGGAUAAAGGCUUCUUUGUGCAGCCAACCGUCUUUACUGGAGUUGAGUCCGACGCAGAGAUCUAUCAUCAAGAGAUCUUUGGUCCCGUCUCGAUUCUCAACUCCUUCAAGACGGAAGAGGAAGUUCUUCGUAAGGCCAAUGCGACUGAGUAUGGUCUCAUGGCAGGCGUUUUCACACAGGAUAUCAACAAAGCCAUGCGAGUUGCAAGUGAAUUUGAAUCGGGGAUGGUCGGGAUCAAUUGUGUCAGCGUAAACUUCUUGAACGCACCCUUUGGUGGACGUAAGCAGAGUGGUCUCGGUCGCGAGUGUGGUCGAAGUGCACUUGAACACUUCACCGAACCCAAGACUAUAAUGAGUAACCUCACAUAUUAG